Molecule: messenger RNA, 2268 nt
Organism: Coffea arabica (coffee)
Lineage: Eukaryota; Viridiplantae; Streptophyta; Magnoliopsida; Gentianales; Rubiaceae
Source: RefSeq, a predicted model, not a curated record
UGCUAAAAUUAUUGGACUCAUCUCUCUCUCUCUUUGUCAUACCAAGAGCCAGGGCUUCCUCACCGAAAAUUUGGAGUCGAAGGCAAAAUUCACCCUCAUGUUGUAGCCCACUUGCAUUCCUAUCUAUUCCCAUCCAUAAUAAGAGAACAGCGCUAGCGGCAGCAAAAGUGCAAAACAAAUGCAAGCAUUUCCUUCCAGUUGCCACGUGGCAGCAUGGGAAGCAGCUACAGCAAGGAGCAACUCGUUCUUAUAUUUAGAAGUUAGAAAGGACAAGGCUCUCGGGGAGAGGUGCUUCCAAAUUUCAUGUCAAGGUUCAUGUAGUAAACAGAUUCAGGUCUAAAGUUUGAACUACAAUGAAUAUAAGAUGGCCAAGGCUUCUAACACCCACACAGCUCUCACAAAUUAUAAAGAGCCAGAAAAACCCUUUAAAGGCUCUUCAAAUAUUUAGAGAGGCAAAAUGCAGAUACCCUGGUUAUCGUCACAAUGGGCCGGUCUAUAAUACAAUUAUCAGCAUCCUUGGAAACUCAGGCAGGAUAGCUGAGAUGAAGGAAGUGAUCUGCCAAAUGAGAGAUGACUCUUGUGAAUGUCGAGAUUCAGUUUUUGCUGGUGCCAUCCGAACUUAUUCAAAGGCCGGUCUUUUAGGUGAAGCCAUUGCACUAUUUAGAAGCCUUCCCCAAUUCAACUGUGUGAACUGGACAGAAUCUUUUAAUACACUUUUGGAGAUAAUGGUGAAAGAAUCUAAGUUAGAGACUGCUCAUCUCCUCUUCGUGGAGAAUUUUUCUAGCUGGGAAGUGAAGUCUAGGACCCAAUCUCUGAAUUUGCUUAUAAAUGCUUUGUGUCAGUUGAAUCGUUCUGAUCUUGCUCUAAAUGUUUUCCAAGAAAUGUAUUACCAAUGCUGCAAUCCUGACAGGGAAACUUAUAGGAUUCUCAUGAGGGGUCUCUGUCAAGAUGGGAGGCUCAAUGAAGCUACGCAUUUGCUGUACUCAAUGUUCUGGAGGAUAUCUCAAAGGGGUAGCAGCAGAGAUGUUGCUAUAUACAGAAUUCUCUUGGAUACUCUUUGUGAUAAUGGAGAGGUUGAGGAGGCAGUAAAUAUUCUUGGUAAAGUUUUAAGAAAGGGACUUAAGGCCCCAAAACGAUACCACAAGCAUCUGGAUCUUAGCGAAUGUUAUUCUGGUGGCAGAGCUGAUAUUACAAGCAUGAAGGUUUUGAUAAAUGAAGCUUUGAUUAGAGGUGGAGUUCCAAAUACAGAUGGUUACAUAACAAUGGCCAAUGACCUAUACUCUGAAGGAAAGAUUAAUGGAGGUGAUAAAGUACUAAGUGAAAUGCAGGACAGAGGCUUCAGACCAUCAUCACUGGUCUUUGAAGCUAAGGUCGCUGCAUUAUGUAGAGAUGGUAGAUUUGAUGAUGCAGUAGCAGUACUUGAAAGAGAAAUGGUGGAGAAAAAUUGCGUUCCAUCUGUGAAGCUAUACAAUGCUGUAAUAAAAGGUCUUUCUGAAGGACGAAAAUCUACGUUUGCCAUCAGGUACUUAGAGAGGAUGUCCAGGCAGAUUGGUUGUGGACCUGACCAUGAGACAUAUACUCUCUUAGUAGAUGGCCUUUGUAAUGAUGGUAAAUAUGUUGAAGCAAGUAAUAUAGUCGAGGAAAUGUCAAAUAACUCUUUUCGGCCCAGAAAUGAAACUUACAAUAAACUCAUCCAAGGUCUUUGUUUGACAGGAAGUUCUUAUAAUGCCAUCAUGUGGUUGGAGGAGUUAAUCAGUGAAGCAAAAAUACCAGAACUUUCUACAUGGAAUUCAUUGGUGUCUUCGAGUUCACUGGAUGCUACUUUGUGAAGCAAGGAGGGUUAAGUCAGUGUUCAGGGAGUGGAGGUUCACUUGCCUAGCCAAUUACAUGCCCAAUGGCUUUGCCAGUUGUUGAAGAACGUGCAAAAGCUGAGUGCUAGCCUCCAUGGUUCUAUUGGAUGUAUUUUUCUCAGUUGCUGCUGAUGCUUCUGUACAGAUGAUUAUCCCUGUCAACCUUGUUUAUAUGAGGUAAUCAUGAUUGGGUGAUUAAAAUUUGGUAUAAGACAGAUCUGAACCCAGAGGGAGAGUUUUUAGACUUUAUUGACUAUGUGGGGUUCAGUUUUGCCUCCCCUUUUCUUCUCCAGGUGCAUGGAUCAAUGUUAGACAUGCUAGCAUUUUUUGUUGUAUGUCUUCAAGAGAAUUAUAUAUCGUAACUGUCUCUGCCUUAAGAAGUUACUUUUCUAUCCAACCCCUUCAGUUUGAGUGAUUA